GGGAAAAUGAAAGAACGCAGCGAAAACAGGGGAAAAUGGCGGGAGCUUUGUAUGGGAGCUUCGCCGUAACCGCCUGUGCGAAUGAUAGCCGUGGUAGUGGUAAGGAGGACGAGAAAUUGAAAGGGUCGAAGGUUUUGGUUCUGGGCGGGACGGGUCGGGUCGGGGGUUCGACCGCUGUUGCUCUUUCCAAGCUUUCUCCUCAUCUUUCCAUCGCCGUCGGCGGCCGGAACAGGGAAAAGGGUGCUGCGAUGGUGGCUACUCUGGGGAGGAAUUCUUCUUUUGUUGAGGUGGAUUUUGAAAAUGCGGAGUCACUGAAAGCAGCUUUGGAUGGAGUGGAUCUUGUAGUUCAUGCAGCUGGACCUUUUCAGCAGACUGAAAAAUGCCCUGUGCUUGAAGCUGCUAUCGAGACCAAGACAGCAUAUCUGGAUGUUUGUGAUGACACGAAUUACGCGUUGCGAGCAAAGACAUUCAAGGAUAAAGCCGUAGCUGCAGGGAUUCCUGCAAUAACAACUGGUGGAAUCUAUCCAGGAGUGAGCAAUUUGAUGGCGGCAGAGCUAGUUCGAGUUGCAACAAGUGAGAGUGAGAGAGAGCCUGAGAGGCUUAGGUUUUACUAUUAUACAGCAGGCAGUGGUGGAGCUGGCCCAACGAUUUUGGCCACUAGUUUCUUACUUCUUGGUGAAGAUGUUAUUGCUUAUAAUAAAGGAGAAAAGGUCAAGUUAAAGCCAUUCAGUGGGAUGAUCAACAUUGAUUUCGGGAAGGGGAUUGGAAGCCGAGAUGUUUACCUGCUGAAUUUACCUGAGGUACAUAGUGCUCAUGAGAUCUUGGGAAUACCAACAGUAAGUGCUCGAUUUGGAACCGCUCCCUUCUUUUGGAACUGGGGAAUGGAAAUCAUGACAAAUCUUCUUCCUCAGGAAUUCCUGAAGGAUAGAAGCAAAGUGGGUGAAAUGGUACAGUUGUUUGACCCUCUCGUGCGAACAGUAGAUGGUUUUGCCGGAGAGCGUGUUGCAAUGAGGAUUGACCUCAAGUGUACAGACGGGCGAGAUACCGUUGGCUUGUUUAGUCACAAGAGCCUCUCACAAUGCGUUGGUACUGCAACUGCUGCUUUCGCCUUAGCAAUCCUCGAGGGAAGCACACAGCCCGGAGUUUGGUUCCCAGAAGAGCCUGAAGGAAUUGCAGUGGAGGCAAGGCAGAUUCUGCUGGAGAGAGUCUCUCAAGGCACCAUUAAUUUCGUGAUGAACAAGCCGCCAUGGAUGGUGGAAACCAAGCCUAAAGAGCUCGGAUUGGGAAUCUACGUGUGAACAGAGUGAUGAAGAGAUGUUCCUGUAUAUGUCAAGCAAAUUUUUGUAUUAAUUUUAAUUAACAUUUUUCCAUUUGUAAUUAAGUAAAUUUGGUAAACUAAUCAGUGACAUUCCUAAUCCUUAAUGGAAGCGGAUAGACACUGGAUUCAUUCCUCCACCUUUCCGAAUAAGGAAAGGAAACAAUCUUCAGAUACAUUUAUCUAUAUAAUAAUACAGAGUAGUAAAGGGUCACUCACCAUUCUUCUGUCUGAAAAAAAAAAAAAAAAAUGGAGGCCGAGAACCGCCGCCGCCGCGGUAGAAGGGAAGUGCCGGCGUGGGAGAAGCGGUUCUGCCUGGUGGUGGGGAGGAUGCCGUGGAGGGAUUUCUUGCGACGCAAGAAAUACGUUGCUUGCUGGGGAAGCAAGUGCGUCGACAGGGUCAUGGCGUGGGACGAUUCGGCAGGGUACGAGUGCUUCCGCGACGCCAAGGCGCGCUUCUGCGCGAAGAAUUGCUCCGAUUGUGGGACCCGCCGCGAGAUUAAGCCGCGGGCCCCGCUUGGGCCGGACGUGUACGUCGACGACGUCGUGUGGAGGGGGCCCAACGACGACGGCGACAGGGAGCUGCGGCGGCUGGUGGCGGAAGCAGAGGAAGCGCAGGAGAGGGAGAGGGAAUUAGCGGCGGCGAGGAAUGAUUGUGUCGUCUACUCGAGGACGAUCCCGCUGGAGGAGAUAAAGGCGACGGGGUGGGACGACGACUCGUGGCGGAAUCCGGGUUUGACCGGGAUGCUCGUCGGCGGCGACGAUGUUGGUGGUUCAGGGGGGAAGGGGAGAUGCAGGGAGAGGAAAACGAAUUGGUGUAACGGGAAAAGAUCGCCGAACGUUGACGUUUUGAGAUAUAAUGCAUAUUGACAAAAUAUUGUAAAAUCGUAUUGGAAAAGUCAGCGACAUAAUAUUUUGUACUGAG
Molecule: messenger RNA, 2240 nt
Organism: Linum tenue
Lineage: Eukaryota; Viridiplantae; Streptophyta; Magnoliopsida; Malpighiales; Linaceae
Source: the annotation of a GenBank genome assembly